ACCAAAAAGCCCACCACGAAAAUGGCCACCGCUCUGGGCUUUAAGGACUUUUCCAACGAAUCACCCGCGCGAUGGCCAAUGUCUUUGGCAAAGCCGAUAAGGAAGACGGUGGCGGCCGAAGCGUGAGGUGCCGCGGUCACUGUAGUAGCCUACAAUGGGUUGCACGACGAGGCCGGGAGGGGUCCACAGAGCCAGAUGAACAAAGCCCAUGUGUGGGGGACCCCAAGGGUCUGUACGUAAGUGGUCAAAAGGGAAAGUUGCAGAGCCCAUCCGAACUGGACGCCAGCGGCUAUGGCGGCAACAGUGAUAAUCUUCUUAAUGGGGCUCCGACACUCAGCAGCAACAGCGGCGGUAGCUCCGUUCUCCAUAUUGCUGUGGCACUUGCACUCUACCUGGACAAAGCAAAGGUUUGCAUUAUAAAUGUUAUCCUUUAAUUUGCUUUCGAUUAUUGUUCUUUAUUUCCUUUCUUCGUUGAAUCACGAAGCUAUUGGUCAUUUUUAAAAGGGAAAGUCCUUUGUGUGAAAAAAUUCCAUUUAUAAAACUAAAUUAAAUGAUAUGAAAUUUU
Rubroshorea leprosula is the source of this 565-nucleotide messenger RNA. NCBI's taxonomy places the organism in Eukaryota, Viridiplantae, Streptophyta, Magnoliopsida, Malvales, Dipterocarpaceae. The record is from the annotation of a GenBank genome assembly.